Molecule: messenger RNA, 976 nt
Organism: Punica granatum (pomegranate)
Lineage: Eukaryota; Viridiplantae; Streptophyta; Magnoliopsida; Myrtales; Lythraceae
Source: RefSeq, a predicted model, not a curated record
UUCAAUCCCUCACAGCCGAAGCUACUCUAUCCAACACUAAUUGCAUACCUAGUUUUCUCCAAUACAUAUAUAUAACUUGGUCCAAUGAAGCUCUUUGUAAUCCUUCUCGUGUGUGCGUUCGCGAUCUCGAGCAGCUUUGCAUCUGAUCCUAGUCCACUUCAGGACAUUUGUGUGGCUAUAAAAGAGCCCAAAGAUGCUGUGUUUGUGAAUGGAAAAUUCUGCAAGAAUCCGAAUCUUACUGUCGCCGAUGAUUUCUUCUUCCAAGGGCUCAACAUUCCCCAAAGUACUGAUAAUAAGGUCAGGUCCCUUAUCACUGGUGUUGAUGUUAACAAGAUGCCGGGUCUCAACACUCUAGGGGUUUCUGUGGCCCGCAUUGACUUUGCCCCUAAUGGUGUGAACCCACCCCACUUCCACCCUCGUUCCUCUGAGAUCCUCAUGUGCAUGGAGGGUGAGCUCUAUGUUGGGUUCGUCUUAUCAAACGCAUUCGAAAACAGGUUCAUCACCAAAGUUCUGAAGCCUGGGGACUUGUUUGCCUUCCCAUUAGGGAUGAUUCACUUCCAGCUAAACAUAGGGAAGACCCCGGCAGUUGCAUUCGCAAGCUUUGGCAGCCAAAACCCAGGUCUUAUAACAGUUGGUAAUGCGGUGUUUGGAGCUAACCCACCAAUUGGCCCUGAGGUCUUGAUCAAGGCAUUCCAGUUGGAUAAGAAAACUAUAGAUUAUCUCCAAUCCCAGUUAUGGUUCAACAACCGCAUUUAAAACCAAAUGACAGAGUGAAAGAGUAUAUAAUUUAUAUAAUUCAUCAAAUAAAACAAAGCAUGGGAAAGUUUCCUCUGUUCGUAUCGUCAAAAUAUUUUCGAUAUAUGUUCUCGUAAGGUGGAAAUCUUCAAUGUUUCUUGUAAUUUAAUGUUUAUGUAUUAUGGUGAAAGUGUGGUAUAUCUUUCUAAAUAAAAACGGUGUGUUAUACUUUCAUUGAUCA